Kuraishia capsulata CBS 1993 is the source of this 4164-nucleotide messenger RNA. RefSeq lists its product as uncharacterized. Gene Ontology annotation, molecular function: single-stranded DNA helicase activity; 5'-flap endonuclease activity. Lineage: Eukaryota; Fungi; Ascomycota; Pichiomycetes; Pichiales; Pichiaceae. The record is from RefSeq and is a predicted model, not a curated record. Gene Ontology annotation, biological process: replication fork reversal. Bases 1 to 4164 code for a protein of 1387 amino acids. The transcript has a single exon. Gene Ontology annotation, cellular component: cytoplasm.
AUGUCCACAAAUGAAGACUCCGUGCGAAAAAGGAAGCUCAAGGUGGUACAUGAUGAAAACGACAGAUACGACGGAAAGUCGCACAGAAGAAAGUAUGUCUUUGCGCCCAGGGAUACUCUUUCCAAGACCGCGCCUGCUCACAACAAAGAAGUCAUACUUAAAGACGCUGAUCCCAAUGUGCUCAUAAACGAGAAUCGUAUUGUGGAGGAGGCGGAUUAUUUGUUCCCAGCUAAUAUCGGAUCUAGUCAGAAUGGAGGUGAAGAAAGGGUGGUCUGGGAGCCCGCUAGCAACAGAAAAAAACGGGCUGAAAUGGCGGCUAGGUAUCAGGAGUUGAGUGAGCAGCGAUCCAGUAGUCUGCCGUCUUCCCCGCUAGCAGAUAGGACAUUUCCAGAAGCAAUCCUGCCGAAUCAUGCUUUGGACCCGGCAUUGUCGUCUAUGGUCAAAAAGUACAAUUCCAGCGUGGAACUUCUGCCUUCGCCCGGAGUAGGUAGAUCGAAGUCCGACCUUGGAGCCACACCACUUUCGAAGAUACGAACAGGGUUUGGAUCGAAAAGAUCCUCGUCCAAGCAAGAUACCACGAAUGAUGGGACCCCGCUUUCCAUCCAGCUGUAUCGAAGUUUGGGGCCUAAUUCGAAGACACCUUAUUCUCUGAAAUACCAGGACUCUCAGAAAACGCCAUGUGCAAAUUCCACCCCUUUGGCUGCAAGGGAGCCCAAGAAAAGCGAGAUGUUACUCGAUGACUUGGAAGAUAUGUUUGGUGAUAGUUUCGAAGAGCAAUCCUUUGCAAACGAACUAGAAGCCAAAUCUGCCCCAGAGCUUGAAAAUGUGGAUAUAUCUGUGGAUGGUGAGUUUAGCGACUUGGAUAUGGAUGAGCUAGAUGAAAUUAUGGGAGUGAAUCCUAGCGCUGCUCAAAAUGAGGUAAACCUUACGCCACAGCAAAAAGCUGACUCCAGGGACGAGGAUGAUCUCCUCGACGACGACGACGACGAUGCGUAUGACGAGCUUUUUGGCCAGUUAGCUGUUUCCAAAACCGGACCUAAUGAGCUGGCAACAACUGAGACAAAUCUUGCGAAGUCUGCAUUACAAAAGGAUUCGCUAUAUCGAUUCGUGAUCAAGAAAGCCUCCAGGUCAUUUUACAACAUUGACGGAAAGCAGAAAGAACAGGUUGACCUCACUGUCAUGGAUUCUUCCAUGCGCAUGAGAAGGGUACAUGUUCGUGAUUUCUGGGCUGAACUUGACUUUGAAGAGAACGAUGUCAUUCACGUUAUCGGAACUAUGACUGGAGUGGUAGACAAAACCCAAAACAUUCUAAUUUGGAAUCCUGAUGAACUUCUAUCGGCCACAACAAUAAGUGAAACUCUACGAUGCCAGAGAAAAUCGGUGAUCAAAAGCAGAAUAUCGUUUCCGGGAGAAGCAAACAUCCCAAUCAUAGUUGGACAUUCAAUCCAUUCAAUUUUCCAGUCAUGCUUGCUAACGGGAAACACAUCCGAUGGUUUCAUGUAUUCUGAAAUGGAGAAUCUCUUGGAUCAGUUUGAAAUUGCGAUUCUCAGCGCAGAUCACACUAAAGAGUAUGUGCGGGAUCAGUUAAAGGAACACAUCCCGUUCGUGAAACAGUGGGUCGAUCAUAACCUGAACAGGACAAACGGACUGAAGCCUCCGCCUUUUGGCAUUUCGAAGGUUGUCGAUGUGGAGGAGAUCAUCUGGUCCCCAGAAUAUGGGAUUAAAGGAUACAUCGAUGUUGUCUUGGAGGCGAAGCUGGGUUCUGGAAAGAAUAGCAUAAUCCCAAUGGAAAUCAAGACAGGAAAGGACCAUAUCUCUCAUCGGGCUCAAGUCUCAUUGUACCAACUUCUCAUAAAGGACAGAUACGACGAGGAUCCAGAUUUCAGUCUUCUGGUAUUCACGAAAACCGCAGAGACCCUGACGAAUGAGAAAAAUCUAUCCGAUCUCAAGAUGUUGAUAAAUUUGAGGAACAAACUCUCCAAGUAUCACAAAGCAAACUCGAGAGACCUUCCUCCUCUUGCAAAAUCCAUAAGUUGCGAGCGAUGUGAGGUCAAGGAUGCCUGUAUGGUGUUCAAUAAGCUCAUGGAGUUUGGGACUGAGUCGGAAGCUGGCCUUCCAAACGGAGAAUACACAGAUAUCACAGGACACUUAAACCUGCCAGCACAUUCCGAAUUUUUCAACAAGUGGGAUGACUUGCUAUCAAAGGAGGAAUCUCUUUUUGCCAGAAUGAAGAAGGAUUUGUGGUUGUAUUCAUCAACAGAAAGAGAGAACAGUGGAGGUAAUUGUGUAGGAAACCUGGUGAUAUCAAGCAGGUACGAGACCUCUGAAUCUGGAGAUGCCUAUUAUUAUAGGUUUGAGAGAAAAUAUGGCCCCGAUUUGCUUUCUUCUCCAUUCACCAAAAUGGAUAUGGUUCUACUCAGUGGGGAAGAUAGCCGGUUUGCAAUAGCUACUGCUUUUGUGGACUCUGUGAGCACCAACAGCCUGGUUCUCAGAAUGAGCAAACAGUUACCAACGAGGUCGCUAUCGAAACCGUCCACUCAAUCCCAAAGCUCUCUCUCCACGAACAAAGUGUUCGCUGUUCCUGAAGAGCUUCAAAUCCGGAAAUACAGAAUAGACAAAGACGUAAUUGGCCAUGGAUUCAGCAUGGCUAGAUUCAACAUCAUGAACCUAUUUCUGCCUGAUGGAGAUCAAAAAAGAAGACAGGUUGUUGUUGAAGGGUUUAAACCACGGUUCAUGAACAAACCACUUAAAUACGAUUCCGCCUUGAAGGCUGCAUUCAACGAGGAUCAGGUCAAAGCAAUGGACAAAGUAUUGUCUGCAGAAGAUUAUUGUCUCGUUUUGGGCAUGCCUGGAACAGGAAAGACGACGGUCAUUGCUCAGAUAAUUCGAAGUCUUGCACGAAACGGGAAAACGAUCCUCUUAGCUUCAUAUACUCACUCAGCCGUGGACAAUAUACUGAUGAAACUACUUGAUGAUGACAUUGAUAUUUUGAGAGUGGGGAACCCGCACAAAUUUCAUCCGAGCAUCUCCAAGUUUGCACUGAACAGUUCUGCUAUACAAAAGCCCAAAGAGUACAGAGAAGCUUUACUGCAGCCUCAGGUUGUUGCGGUGACAUGUUUGGGACUAAAUGAUGCUGUGUUUUCGCACCGUCAGCAGUUUGAUUACUGCAUCAUUGAUGAGGCGUCGCAAGUGUCACUGCCUGUUUGCAUUGGACCCUUGAGGUUUUGUGAUAAAUUUGUUCUCUUCGGUGACCAUUUCCAAUUACAGCCUCUCGUUAUGAGUCCAGAAGCCAAAAAGGGAGGUCUUGAGGACUCGCUAUUCAGAUUGCUCAACGAUCGUCACCCGGAAUCGGUCGUCGAACUGACAUAUCAAUACAGAAUGUGUUCUGAGAUCAUGCUCAUUUGCAACACUCUCAUCUACAAUGGACUGCUUAAGUGUGGAAACUCCGAUGUGGCCAACCAGGUGUUCAAAAUACCUAGCAAGCAAAACCUGGCUCGACUGAUUCCAAGAACGGAGGGUACAUCGAUGUGGAUGGACCAUGUUUUUGAGGAGAAGAACAAAGUGAUAUUUCUUGAUCAUGACAAAGUUCCAGCCGUUGAGGUUGCUUCGGGAGAUAAGAUCGAGAAUUUGACAGAGGCUUCUCUUAUUAUUCAGAUUGUCCAGGCUAUGCUGGCUUGUGACGUCGAGGAAAGCUCUAUUGGGGUUAUGUCUUUCUAUCGAGCACAGAUGAAACAUUUCAAAAUGGCAUUUUCUGACAACAAAGCGAUCGAUAUACUGACUGCUGAUCAGUUUCAAGGUCGCGACAAAGAUUGUGUGAUCAUUUCGUUAGUCAGAUCAAACGAAAACAACAACGCUGGUGAUCUGUUAAAGGAGUGGAGACGUAUAAAUGUAGCCAUGACUAGAGCCCAGUCCAAAUUGAUUGUGGUGGGAAGCGGCAAAAUGAUGAGGAGCAUCGAGAAGUUUGGCGAGUUCAUGAAGUUAAUGGAAUCCAAAUCAUGGAUCUACGAACUACCAAUCGGAGCGGAUAAGACUUACAGGGGAUUAGGUGACAAGUUCCAGUCUCCAAGCAGAAAAAUAAGAACUGUGAGAAGGCCAAUGGUUUCUCCAGACUCCAGGGCAGUGAGAAAUAGCACAGUGAUGAAGGAUAUUGCGGGGUCAUUGUAG